Volvox carteri f. nagariensis is the source of this 3222-nucleotide messenger RNA. RefSeq lists its product as uncharacterized. NCBI's taxonomy places the organism in Eukaryota, Viridiplantae, Chlorophyta, Chlorophyceae, Chlamydomonadales, Volvocaceae. Gene Ontology annotation, molecular function: protein binding. Gene Ontology annotation, biological process: maturation of SSU-rRNA from tricistronic rRNA transcript (SSU-rRNA, 5.8S rRNA, LSU-rRNA). The record is from RefSeq and is a predicted model, not a curated record. The coding region runs from base 1 to 2244 and encodes 747 amino acids. The transcript is spliced from 12 exons. Gene Ontology annotation, cellular component: nucleolus.
AUGCUGCCGGGAAAUGCUCUCGACAAACUUUUGUGUAGCUUUAGUCCAGCAGGAGAUAAAUUUGCUUUAGCUGGACCUGACGGUCGUGUCCGAGUGUUUGAUGCCGACUCUGGGAAAGCAAAUGGAGGCCCCACAGCAAACGGACACUUGGUGGAAGCGCACACAUGCAUCGUGUGGGUGCCGACAAAGGAGAAAGGGAAAAAGAAGCAGUCAGUUGAGUCUACGGGUAUCGCUCUCGGCACCGCCGCCGGCGAUGUAAAGCUUUACAACGUUCAGCUUGGCGAACUUAAAUGGCGUGCCAUGGAUGCUGUCCAGGGGGGCGUCAGGUCUCUGGCGUUCUCCUCUGAACAAGGACAAUUACUUGCCACGGGCAAUAACGGCUCGCUUGUCUCGCUCAGCAUUCCUGACGGCGAAGUGAAGAAGCGGUAUGAGGCUAGCAAGUACCCGAUUACCGCAAUCGCCAUCGCGCCAGGUUGUAUUGAAGCGAAAUCGCUUUUAAUUGCAGACGGGAAGCAUGUAUUUGGUGGUGGCUCUAGUAUGCAGCUGUGGGACGUAUCGGAGUCGUCACGGUCAGCCAAGUAUACAGGCCAUCCGAAUGAAGUCCGCGCGGUGGUGUUUGUACCAGGGCAGCCCCACGCGGUCUCUGCAGGUAGCGGCGAGCGGCAGGUGGCGGUUUGGGAAGUCCCUCCUGCGAAAAAGUCGAAGAAGCAGCACCCAGCCGUCACGACGCUGAACCUCGAGGAUCCCGCAGUGCAGCUGGAUGCGGCAUGCGUUUCCGAGGGGGAGACAUUCAACGUGGCAGCGGUGUCGGAAGGCGGGGAGGCGUUCGUCUGGGUUUGCCAUCGGGAGUCGGUAGCAGCCGGGGACGGCUCGUCGGACAGCAAGCCAGGUCUUGCGUGCCAGCUGGUGAUGCGCGUUCGAGUCGGCGAGGGAGCUGGCAAAGGGUCACAUGCGGGCCGGGAUGAGGCCAUCUUGGGGAUACGCUUGCAGCAGGGGCCCUCAGGUCCUACACUUCUGGUUGCAAGAGGGAACAGCGCCAAGCCCGCUUUUGAAACGCUCGCAGUGCCAGCAGAGGCACCCGACGCGGCCGCUGACGUCCUGGUUUUGCUACGUCCCGUCGGCGGCGUGCUGCUACCUCGCGGCGGCGGCGCCGACGCCAAGAAGCCAUCGUCCGCCGCCGUUGCCGCACAAGUUGAUGAAUCAACACAGCAGAAGCCCCGCACGGUUUUGACCUCGGGUCCCGGGGUCACGGUCCUCGGCACGGAUAACAUCGGUCAGCCGGUGGUGACUCGAGCGGCGGCGGAAGCAGCCGUUGGAAGCCGGAAGCGUGGUGCCGAGAACGACGAUCCGGAGGCUGCUGUUGCUGCCGCUGCGGCGACGCGGAGCGCCGCUCCAGGGGCGGAUGACGAGGAAGUGCCGGACCUCCCCGAGGGCGAGGUACCUUUAGGGGAGCGCGUGGCGGAGUUGGAGGCACGGUCGUUGGGCACGGUGCCGCCCGUGGACGAGGAGCCUGGGCCCAGCGCGGGGCCCAUGCCGGCGGGCUCCUCAAAGGCGGACUCGUUGUCUGUGUUGCUGACGCAGGCUAUUAGGAGCAAUGACCGAGCGCUGUUGGAGCGCUGCCUGGCGACCAGCAACUCGAUUGUCAUUGCCAACACGGUGGCGCGGAUCGUGCCCCUGGACGCGGCGAGGUUCCUAAAGGCAAGACGAACAUGCUUGGCUAAAGCGGCUGCCGUGGACAGGCUGGUGUCAAAGCCCAGCCGUGCCGUGCAAUUAGUUCCAUGGAUCCGUGCCGUACUACACCACCACACUGCAUACCUCAUGAGCGCGCCGGGAGUGCAACCGUCUUUGACUAGCCUGUUUCAGGCGAUUGACGCGCGGGUUAAACUCCAAGAUCCACUCUUACGGCUGUACGGGAGAUUAGGUCUGGUGCUUCACCACAGCCGGGACAAGGGUCAGCUGCCCGCAGAGCAGCGGCGUCCAGUACCCGAGGUGCUGUUCGAAGACGAUUUGGACGCCGAGGAGGAGCCUGCUGCGGAAGACCCCUUUGCGCCGGCUUUGUCCUCCGCAGACGAGGACGGCUCGGAAGAUGAUGACAGCGAUGACGACGACGCAGACGAGGAGAACGAGUUUGACGCAAUGCUGGCGGACGGACCCACGGGUCGUGGGAGCCAGGAUGGCGAAGGCGGCGAUGAUGAUGACGAUGAUGAAGACCUCGGCAGCUUGCUGGAUUCGGAUGACGAGUGAUGCCAGGUUCAGAACGAGACCUCGUGUGAAGGGUGUCUGGGAUGGACGGCCUAUUUGAACCCGGCCUGGGUGAUGGGGUGGGAGUAGUCCUGUAGGGGGGUAUGUAGAGCGUAUUGGGCGUGGCGCUUCGGGAUGGGGGAGAUGGGGCAUCGUGCAGCGGAUGGCGGUGGGAGGAUGUACGCUCUAGGCACCAGAUGAUGACAAAAAUGUGGAGGACGAAAUGCUUGGGCGUGCUUCACUAGUCGGAUACUCGAACGUUGCGGCCGGCCUAUGUGCGCAUGACGCGCAUACAAAGUAGUAGGCUGUGCGGUGUCUUUCUCCUCGGCGCACGGAUACCCGUCUGCUUCAUCAUCCCUGCGGUUGCACCCAUCCUGUUUGUCUGUCCGCCUGUCUAUCUGUCUGCCUGUCUUCCUAGUUUGCGAUUUGUAGUAGAGGAGAGAAGGCCAUAGCACUGGCGGAGCUUGCAGGUUGGCAGACAGUUGCAUGAGCAAAAAGGAGGUGAUAAGGACCCGGUAUGAAUAGAAUAGCAGCGUGGGAUUCUCAGCCAAGGGCGGGCUUUCUGGAGAAUGAUGGUUGGGGGCGUGGGUACCUGGGCAGGGUAAGGCCACCGCGGUAAAACGUGUUCGCGUGCGUCCGAAGGGAGGUAUAGAGAGCCGGACUGCCGCAGGACCGAACAUAUGAGUGUGGCCAACGGUAUCGCUUAUGCGGGUGUUAUCAAGGAGGACCCGAGAGCGGCGGUACAGGCGGAGUGAGGGUUUGGGAUUUGCCUGCUGUGUGCCUCCUGCUAGAGGUAUGGUGCGAAACGGAAGGUCAACAGACGGACUGGCAUGGGGCCUGCCUUCGGACGGCAAGGAGGAGAAGAACAAGAAGAGGAAGGCGCGGAGAAAGGCGUCUGGCAUGUGUGGUUCCCUCUGCGUGCAGAGAGCAUAUGCGUCUGAUUAGAAGAAGCACAUGGCCUGUAAGUGAGCGGCAUGGGUG